UCUUUUACUUUGUUCUUGAGGGUUGUGUUCGCCGUUCACUGAUUACUUCUUUCAUCUUCCUAUGAUGGCGCUGUGAUUUAUCGCUGUGGCGUUUGUCGGAUCUCCCGUAUUCAUUUAGUGGUAUUGACUGAAUGCCUCAUUGGCAAGUCGGCAUAUCGAUAUCCAGCAGUACACUUCACUUCUUCCACCACGUUCGUAUUUAUUCUUCCAAAGAAAAUCUUUAAGAAAAUCUAUUCUCAUCCUCACUGCACCUCUCUCAUUCGCAUUCGCUCAGCUACAAUGAUCGUACGAGUGCAGUCAAGCGAGGGCACGAAGCGUGUGGAAGUUGACAACAGCUGUAAUGUCACCGAACUUCUGUCAAAGGUUGCACUUGUGUUUGAGGUGCCCUCGACAGUCAGCUGGAGUUUAUGUCGCUCACGCAAUGGCGGUGAUCCGUUGUACCAUAGCGACGCCAGCAUUGCCAGCCUGGGAUUCAAGAAUGGUGAGAUGAUUUACUUGUCGGUAUUCCCAAGUCAUCCCGCCGCUAAUGGCAAUCGUGAUGCCGCUGCCACCUCCGUGCAGCAAGGAACUAGUGCAACGGCUUCUGCAGCAGCAACGGCUGGAACAUCUGUCAACGGUGCAACAGCAGCAGCAUCAUCCACAGGGGCCACAGCAGCCACAUCGUCCAACGUGGUAGAAGAGGAUGAGAUCGACAAGACCCUGGCCAAAAGCAAGGGCACUAUAGAGAGAGGUCGAGAUGCACAGUUCUGUCGUCAUGGUGAUCAAGGGCGCUGCAUUCACUGUACUCCUAUACAGCCGUACGACCCACAAUACUUAGCUAAACAAGAGAUAAAGCAUAUGUCAUUUCACUCAUAUGUUCGCAAACUUCACAGUGGCGUUGACAAGGGAAAAUUUGUGUUUCUGGAAAACCUGAGCUGCAAGAUUAAGCCAGGCUGCACAGAGCAUUCGCCUUGGCCAAACGGUAUUUGUACCAAAUGUCAGCCGAAUGCUGUCACACUAAAGCGACAAGAGUACCGUCAUGUUGAUAACAUUAUGUUUGAGGAUCCGUCCAUCAUGGACCGUUUCCUUCAGUUCUGGCGUACGAGUGGUCAGCAGCGCAUGGGUAUUCUCUAUGGGAAGUACACUGAACAUAAGGAUGUACCACUUGGUAUCAAGGCCGUCGUUUCCGCAAUCUACGAGCCACCGCAGGUGGGGACAGCCAACGGAGUGCGUCUUCUUCCUGAUGAAAACGAUGAACGUAUUCAACGCCUUGGCCAGCAGCUAGGCCUUAGACCGGUCGGCUGGGUAUUCAGUGAUUUGGAGAGUGAGGAUCGCAGCCAGGGUACAGUCAAGUAUUUCCGGCACAUGGACUCCUAUUUUAUCAGUGCUGAGGAGUGUAUCAUGGCUGCCGACUACCAGGCCCGGCAUCCAUCCCCAUGCAAGUAUUCCACGUCUGGCUACUUUGGAUCGAAGUUCUCCACAGUUGUUGUGUCAGGUGGUGUUGAUAAUCAGAUCUGCAUGGAAGGUUAUCAGGUUACUGACCAAUGCAUGGCAUUGGUCAAUGAUGAAUGCUUUGUACCGACUGUGGAUGCUCCUGAGCUGGGAUACAUCAAGGAGUCUACAAUUGAGCAGUAUGUCCCUGAUGUCUUUUAUAAGAUCAAGGAUGAAUAUAACAGUGAGGUCACAAAGAUUGCUCGUCCUCUGCCAGUAGAGUAUCUGCUUGUCCAGGUGCCAGUUGCUGCUCCAGUAAAUCCCACUCCGAUGUUUGCUGCCGACAUUUCUGCCGCCAAGUUUCCUAUUGAGAACAGAAGUGCUGUUGGUGAGGUUCAGGAGUUCCCUGCUUUCCGCAAAUUGGUGCACAGCAAUGCAUCAUCGUUCCUUGACAUUGUCAGCAGUUUCCACGUGCUUGCGUUCAUGGCAUGUUGUGACAUGAUGCCCAUACGGGACACAUUGAUGACGCUGUGCCAGGCUGUGGUAAAUCGUGACCAUGAUCAGGCUGCACGUUGGUGUCAAUCACCAGAGUGGGCAACUGUCCAGCAGGUCAUGGAUGCCCUAGGUGACGAACCUAUGGCCGCCCAAGAUGUUACUGACAGUGGUUUCAGCAAAGGUGGUGCUGGGGCAGGCGAGCAAGCAGCAGCUGGCAAGUGGGAAUGUGCGCACUGCACCUAUCGUAAUUCCAGCUCAGUCCAGUCGUGUGAAAUGUGCACCCUUCCACGUGAGGCGUGAGCCCAUCAUCCCUUGCCCGAAUGCAAGCUGCGCUGGGAGACUGUAGUGUCUCCGAAGUGUUGUGUAGUGAGCAAUGUACAGCUUUGUUCUUUUUCUUUCAUCCUUGUAUUAUUCCCAGUGGCCCCACCUUGUACAUGUACGUCUUGUAACUCUGUACACCUGUACACCAACUCGAGCAGGGUAAUCAUUGUUCUCCUUACUCUUUCUUUUUAGUGCCUCUCUUUCUGCCUGUACAAAAGCCUCCGUCUUGUAUCUGUCCUUUGUGUACAAAAGCUAUCGUCCGCGUCCCAUUUGUUUUGUUUGUUUUUUUGGUUUACCCUCUUCUCCUUGGUCAGAAAAGAGACUGCCCUGUGUUUGAUAUUAAAAUCUUACCAACCUGUUCGAACGUCUAUUGUGAUUACGAUGUCAUUUCUUUUUAUCUCUUUCACCAGUCCUCAGUCCUGUUACUACACGCGAUCCGUUAGGAUUUUUAAGGCUCGAUGAUGCUCUUUUAUAAUGUUGCUCUAGAAUCUUAGCUAUUGCUGUUGACUUGA
Sycon ciliatum is the source of this 2738-nucleotide messenger RNA. Its product is annotated as nuclear protein localization protein 4 homolog. Bases 280 to 2205 code for a protein of 641 amino acids. The record is from RefSeq and is a predicted model, not a curated record. Gene Ontology annotation, molecular function: ubiquitin protein ligase binding; ubiquitin binding. Gene Ontology annotation, cellular component: nucleus. The transcript is spliced from 19 exons. Lineage: Eukaryota; Metazoa; Porifera; Calcarea; Leucosolenida; Sycettidae. Gene Ontology annotation, biological process: ubiquitin-dependent protein catabolic process.